Messenger RNA from Pistacia vera, 3421 nucleotides. RefSeq names its product FT-interacting protein 7. The transcript has 2 exons. Bases 157 to 3177 code for a protein of 1006 amino acids. Lineage: Eukaryota; Viridiplantae; Streptophyta; Magnoliopsida; Sapindales; Anacardiaceae. The record is from RefSeq and is a predicted model, not a curated record.
UACAGAACAGAAGUCUCCCUAUUCUUUGUUUCUUUCUCCCCCUCUCCUACAACCAUUUCUGUCUUCUUCUUUACUCCUACUUUUUCACCACCCACCUCUCUUCCUUCGUUUUAGAUCAAACAAACAAAAACAUAUCUUCAUUUUCUCCCUCCCACCAUGGCUAAGCUGGUGGUACAAAUUCUUGAUGCUACUGAUCUCAUGCCCAAAGAUGGUCAAGGAUCUGUAAAUCCUUUUGUCGAAGUAGAGUUUGAUGGGCAGAAACAAAGGACUCAAACCAAGCCAAAAGACCUCAACCCUUCUUGGAAUGAAGCCCUUGUUUUCACCAUUCACAACCUCCAUGAUCUUCCCAAUGAAACAAUUCAUGUUACAAUGUAUCAUGACCCCAAAGGUGGCCAUGGUCAUCACAUGAACUUUCUUGGCAGAGUUAGAAUUUCUGGUGUUUCUAUCCCUUUAUCUGAGUCUGAGGCCAAUGUUCAGCGAUACCCUCUUGAGAAACGUGGCCUUUUCUCUCAUAUUAAAGGUGAUAUAGCUCUAAAAUUUUAUGCAGUUCAUGAUGAGUCUGGUUUUGCUGCACCAACAAAUCAUGGUGGUGGUAGUUUUGAGAGUAGUCAAGAGACUCCACUGCAAGAAAUAAACCCCAACAGGUAUUUUGAUGAGCGUAUCAGAAGUGAACAGUUUGAGAAGAAAAAGAAGAAGGAAAAAGAAGUGAGGACUUUUCACUCUAUAGGGACUGCAACAGCCGCUCCAACUCCAGCUCCAGCUCCAGCUGUGUUUGGUUUUGAUAUGAAGGAAAAGCCUGUGGAGACAAGAAUGGAUUUUGCCAAAGCUGCAGGGCCUGCAGCAAGUGUAAUGCAUAUGCAAACGCCAAGGACUAAUCCAGAAUUUCUUUUGGUGGAGACUAGUCCACCGCUUGCAGCUAGACUGAGAUACAGAGGCGGCGACAAGACAUCGAGUACUUAUGAUUUGGUUGAGCCGAUGCAUUUCUUGUAUGUGAAUGUGGUUAAGGCAAAAGAUCUUCCUGUAAUGGAUGUUUCGGGGAGUCUUGACCCUUAUGUGGAAGUAAAGCUUGGGAAUUAUAAAGGUGUUACCAAACACUUGGAGAAGAAUCAGAACCCAGUAUGGAAGCAAAUUUUUGCUUUCUCAAAAGAGAGAUUGCAGUCAAAUUUGGUGGAAGUGAUUGUGAAAGAUAAGGAUUUUGGGAAGGAUGAUUUUGUGGGGAAGGUUUAUUUUGAUCUAUCAGAAGUCCCUGUUCGAGUUCCACCGGACAGUCCAUUGGCUCCUCAAUGGUACAAAUUGGUGGACAAGAAGGGAGAUAAAACAAAAGGUGAAAUUAUGCUUGCAGUUUGGAUGGGAACACAAGCUGAUGAGUCAUUUCCUGAGGCAUGGCACUCUGAUGCACACAGCAUUAGUCACUCAAAUCUAUCUAACACCAGAUCAAAGGUUUACUUCUCUCCCAAGCUUUAUUACCUUCGAGUUAAUGUCUUGGAAGCACAGGAUCUUGUGGCAUCUGACAAAGGGCGAAUCCCGGAGGCAUAUGCUACAAUUCGUCUUGGAAAUCAGAUGAGGGUAACUAAGCCUUUGCAGACGCGAAAUCCGAUAUGGAAAGAUGAGUUUAUGUAUGUGGCAUCUGAGCCUUUUGAGGAUCUGAUUGUUGUGUCUGUUGAGGAUAGAGUUGGACCUGGCAAGGAUGAGACUUUAGGAAGGGCACACAUUACAGUUAGAGAGGUUCCAUCAAGACAUGAGGUCAAAAAGUUGCCAGAUCCUAGAUGGUAUAAUCUCCAAAAACCUUCAUUGGCAGAAGAGGAAGGUGAGAAGAAGAGAGAAAAAUUCUCAAGCAAGAUUCUAGUUGGAUUCUGCUUAGAACAAGGUUACCAUGUUCUUGAUGAAUCCACUCAUUUGAGCAGUGAUCUUCAGCCAUCUUCAAAGCACUUGAGAAAGUCUAACAUUGGAAUCCUUGAACUUGGGAUUUUGAGUGCAAAAAAUUUGAUGCCUAUGAAGAGCAAAGAUGGUAGAACUACUGAUGCAUAUUGUGUGGCAAAGUAUGGCAACAAAUGGGUCCGAACUAGAACACUCCUUGACACUCUGACUCCACGAUGGAACGAGCAGUAUACCUGGGAUGUUUAUGAUCCUUGCACAGUGAUCACAAUUGGUGUUUUUGAUAAUAACCACAUUAAUGGAAGCAAAGAUGAUGCAAAAGAUCAGAGAAUUGGAAAGGUGAGAAUUCGUUUAUCGACUUUAGAAACUGAUCGUGUAUAUACACAUUACUAUCCUUUGCUGGUACUCACACCCUCCGGUUUGAAGAAACAUGGGGAACUUCAAUUGGCAUUGAGGUUUACAUGUACAGCUUGGGCAAACAUGGUGACGCAAUAUGGAAAACCAUUGCUUCCCAAAAUGCAUUAUGUGCAGCCAAUACCAGUUAGAAAUAUUGAUUGGCUUCGCCAUCAGGCCCAGCAGAUAGUUGCAGCAAGGCUUGGAAGAUCAGAGCCACCACUUAGGCGCGAAACAGUUGAGUACAUGCUGGAUGUCGAUUACCAUAUGUUUAGUUUGAGGAGAAGCAAAGCCAAUUUCCAAAGAAUAAUGUCACUUCUUUCAGGGGUUACAGCUGUUUGUAGAUGGAUAAAUGACAUUUGCACCUGGAGAAACCCGGUUACAACAAUUCUUGUGCACGUGUUAUUCUUGAUACUGGUUUGCUAUCCAGAACUGAUACUGCCCACAAUUUUCCUCUACCUUUUUGUUAUUGGAAUCUGGAACUUCCGUUUCAGGCCAAGGCACCCACCUCACAUGGAUGCUCGUCUUUCACAAGCAGACCAUACACACCCAGAUGAGCUGGAUGAGGAAUUUGAUACAUUCCCGACAACAAGACCUGCAGACAUUGUAAGAAUGAGAUAUGACAGGCUUCGCAGUGUGGCAGGUCGAGUGCAGACAGUGAUUGGAGAUUUGGCGUCGCAAGGGGAACGGGCUCAAGCUAUACUGAGCUGGCGUGACCCAAGAGCUACUGCUAUCUUCAUCAUCUUCUCGUUGAUCUGGGCAGUGUUUAUUUAUAUUACCCCAUUGCAAGUGGUGGCAGUUCUGGUUGGUCUCUACUUUCUGCGCCAUCCCCGGUUCAGGAGCAAGAUGCCUGCUGUACCUGUCAACUUCUUCAAAAGAUUACCAGCCAAGUCAGAUAUGCUACUAUGAUACAGCAACUGUGUCACUACAUUCUUGUAAAUGUCAAGAUAAAUCAUAGCUGCAGAAGACCGAAAAAUAAAGCUGCAGCAGUUUUCUUUUGUCCCUGUUAUCCUCCAUGGCUCCGUCAGCAGAAGAAGUUACUCCGCCAGAUUUCUCAGAGCCCACCAUUCUUUGGGCUUCUAUAUAUACUUUGUUUAUUUUUCUCCUGUUGGGUGAAUUUUCAAUGUUAUAUAUAUAUUGUAUUCUCGAGUAA